Molecule: messenger RNA, 2592 nt
Organism: Colletotrichum abscissum
Lineage: Eukaryota; Fungi; Ascomycota; Sordariomycetes; Glomerellales; Glomerellaceae
Product: beta-glucosidase
Exons: 3
Coding region: 1-2592 (863 amino acids)
Biological process (GO): glucan catabolic process
Molecular function (GO): beta-glucosidase activity
Source: RefSeq, a predicted model, not a curated record
AUGGACGUCGAAGCACUUCUUGAACAGCUCACGCUGGAGGAGAAGAUCUCACUCACGGCUGGCGUUGGCUGGUGGCACACGGCAACAGUCGAGCGCUUGGGAAUCAAGCCAAUCCGUCUCUCUGACGGCCCCAACGGCGUUCGCGGUACACAUUUCUUCGACAGCACCCCUUCCGCGUGCCUUCCGUGCGGAACUGCCAUCGGCGCAACAUUCGAUGUCGAGCUGGUCCAAAGGCUCGGCCGACUGCUGUCAGAUGAAGCCCACGCAAAGGGCGCCCACGUCCUGCUUGGCCCUACAAUCAACACCCAGCGUGGGCCCCUGGGCGGACGUGGUUUCGAGUCCUACUCCGAGGAUCCGGUACUAUCUGGCAUCCUCGCCGGCAACUACGUUAAUGGAGUCCAAGAGUCAGGCGUUUCAGCCACGCUGAAGCACUUUGUGUGCAACGAUCUCGAAAGCGAGCGUAUGGCCGUCAACGCCAUUGUGACCGACCGUGCCAUGCGCGAGAUCUACCUGCUUCCCUUCAUGAUCGCCAUUGAGAUGGGCAAGCCCCGCGCGAUCAUGACCGCCUACAACCAGGUCAACGGUGUCCAUGCGGCGGAGAACAAGAAGAUUUUGCAGGACAUCCUGCGCGACGAGUGGAAAUGGGACGGACUGGUCAUGAGCGACUGGUUCGGAACCUACAGCACAUCUGAGGCCAUCAAGGCAGGCCUCGACCUCGAGAUGCCGGGCCCUAGCAGAUGGCGCGCCGGAGCUCUCUCCCACGCCAUCAUGUCUAACAAGGUUAAGCGAUCAGAGCUCGACUCGGCGGUGCGAAACGUCCUGAAGCUGGUCAAGCAGGGCCUCGAGAACACCUCCAUCCCACCCAACGCCCCGGAAACCGAGGCGAACACACCAGAGCACAUUGCGCUCCUACGCGAAGCAGCCGCCAAGUCCUUGGUACUCCUGAAGAAUGAGAGAAGCAUCCUUCCUUUUGACAAGAACAAGAAGAUCGCCGUCAUCGGGCCCAACGCGAACAUCGCGACCUACUGCGGCGGUGGUAGCGCCGGACUCAGAGCCUAUAACACCGUCACUCCUCUGGAGGGCGUCAAGUCCCUCGCAAGCGACGUCGUUUUCUCACAAGGUGCCUACGGUCAUCAGUCUCUGCCUCUCCUUGGCAAGGCUCUCAGAACACCAAACGGAAAACAAAGGGGUUUCGUGCUCCGCAUCUACAACGACCCCCCACCCAAGGACACCGCCAGCUCAGCCGACAGUCGGACACCCCUUGAGGAGCGCGUCCUCGACGAUGCCAACAUCUGGUUCGUCGACUACGAGAACGCCGACCUCAACCCCAUCUGGUGGGCCGAGACUGAGGGCACCCUCGUCCCCGGGCGAUCAGGAGAGUGGGACUUUGGCCUGUCAGUUCAUGGCACCGGUGAACUCUUCAUCGACGGUAAACUGGUUGUCUCCAACGUGGAGAACCAGCGCCUGGGCAGCAGUUUUCUCGGCUGCGGAACGGUCGAGGAGACGGGCACCAUGCACCUGGAUGCUGGACGAAGCUACCGCGUCUUGGUGCGCUUCGGCUGCUCGGCCACCAGCAAGGUCAAGGCCUCCGGCACCGUUGACUUUGGCCAGGGCGGCGUCCGCUUCAGCGGCUGCCCUAAGCUCGAGCCUGCUACCGCGAUCCAAGAGGCCGUGGAGGUCGCCAAGAGUGUCGACCAGGUAGUUGUGUGCACCGGUCUGAGCGGCGAGUGGGAGUCUGAAGGAUUCGAUCGGACGACGAUGGCUCUGCCUCCUGGCACCGACGAGCUUGUUGCUGCUGUGCUGGCGGCGAACCCUAACACGGCUGUUGUUGUUCAGAGCGGUACGCCGGUCUCCAUGCCUUGGAUCGACCAGGCCGGUGCCGUCCUGCAUGCUUGGUUUGGUGGCAACGAGUCUGGUAACGGCAUUGCGGAUGUACUCUUUGGAGAGGUCAACCCGGCCGGAAAGCUUCCCCUUACAAUGCCGCGCCGAGUACAAGACAACCCCGCAGCACUAAGCUUCCGCUCAGAUAAUGGCCGUUGCUUGUAUAGUGAAGAUGUUUACGUCGGCUACCGCUGGUAUGACACGCUCGACAUUGAGCCCCUGUUCCCCUUCGGACAUGGCCUUUCCUACACGACAUUCGAGGUUUCCGAUCUCGAGGUGUCUGAUGCGUCGGCCCAGACGAAUGGCCACGCCAAUGGCAACAACACAAUCACGGUUCAAGAGGCGGAUAGCCUCACCGUCCGCGUCAAGAUUGCCAACACUGGCUCUCGUGCCGGCUCUGAGGUCGUUCAGGUCUACGUCACACCGGCGGCGCGCACGCCAUUGACCAGCACAACUCGCGAUACCAUAACCCGUCCCAAGAAGGAGAUGAAGGGCUUCGCAAAGGUCACGCUGGAAGCUGGAGCCAGCGCCACGGCAGAGAUCUCUUUGGAUGUUCUGCGUGCGACGAGCUACUGGAGCGAGAUGGAAGACUGUUGGCGUAGCGAUGCCGGCUCUUACGGCAUUCUCGUGGGAACCAGCAGCCGUGGAGAGUUCCUCGAGAAGACAGUCAAGGUGGAGAAGUCGAGGACAUGGAAGGGAUUGCGGGCGUAG